GUCACCUCUCGAGUGCAAAGGGUUAAUUAUUAAAGUAACCGAAUCAUAUUACGAGAAAAGGUACAGCAAACAGUAAAUAAGAUUCGGCUGGUAAUGGUAAUGUCAGCAUGACUCGAGGAAUGCCGAAUUAAUGCAAAAUUAAUAUCGUUGAAAAUCAUUUGCGAAUAAUACUGCUCGAGUAAAAAAUUAAUUACUCAAUGGAAAGUAAGUGUAUCGAUUGAAAAGUGAACCGAUUCUCCCCUUUACGUUACAGAUUGAAUUCGAAUGAAAAAAAUAGAGUUAAUAUCGUGAACCUACUCGAACAGUUGACCAAGUGGGAGAAACCUUCCCCUUACCAGAUUUUCGCGCCAAUAGGAUUCGUUCAACAGACUGCCCAUACGUCUAUAAAGAAUGAAUUUGCCGAUACAUUUCCGUAUCAUAAUACUGUAAACAGCAUUAUUUUAGGGAAGUCGAGACCAGCUUCUUUCCCAUUGGAAGUAUAGUCCGGUCGCAUGGUUAUCAAUGAUUUUCCUAUGCAUGUAAAAUUUCCUGGGAGAACAUCAAAGUAUCGUGGACUAUACGUCGUGACGAUGGAUUUCGAUUCACGGCGAACGUAAAUUUACGAGACCGUAAGUGUCGGUUCAAUUAAUACGCUUAUUGAUUGCUGUCGGUGACAAUAUUAGAAAGAACGUACGAACGUUCCAUCGGAUAAUUUGCUGAAGUGUCCAAACGUUAUGCAGCUGUCCGAGGCAUAAUAUAAGCAGAAAUGUUGGUUUGCCAAAGAACCGAUAACCUAACAACUCUUUCAUAAACAGGGAACAAUUUUCAGCAACGUUUCGCGGAUUGAUAUCAGAAAUAUUAACGUGUAACCGUUCACUCGAAGUGCUUCUCGUAACCGUAGUGAAUUAAAGUGGUGUUAACGUUUCUCUCUUUUUGUGCCGUGAAAAUGGCCCACGCAACGUUACCGAAGCUUGUCUCGAAACCAAUAAAUACAUCUAACAUGUGUCCCACGGAUUUUGUUGCGACAACCCCCUUAUCCGACAUAUUGAACUCGGAGCCAGUUAAAAGACUACUUAAUCAACCAAAUAUCAUUAUUAAAGCAAUUCCAUUGAAUGUACAUGCAACUCCUGUUUCGCACAAUAAUGUUUCUAAUAAAAUGAAUAAUAUUCGUUCAGACAUAAAAGAAUCAAAGCAAUCCAAAUUAAACACAUUUCCAUCUCAAGUUAUUAAAGCAGAACAGAAGGAAGAUGAAAAUCUGUUACCUUCUAAGAAAAAUGGAAAAUCAGAAAUUACAUUAGUGCCUAUUAAGAGGGAAAAAAAAUCUUGUGGACACUAUGAGCCAUGCGAGAACAUUGUAUGCGAUGUUACUGUACAACAGUACGUAGAUCGGGAUGGAGCAUCACCUAUGUUAGCAACUAAUAUAGACGAAGAGGAAAUAAAUGCACCUGUUUCAAAGCACUGUAAAAAUGAGAAAUGUGAUGCAUUGAGCAUCGAUCAUGACCGUUGCCGUAGAGCUACAGUGAGAUUAUAUAGAUGCAAUCGAUCAAAAGCUUGUGACAUUUGUGGUAUCGAGCUACAGACACGAAGAUGUCGAGUACAUCAUAAAAAUUGCACUAGGACAAACGAAUAUAGACAUAAUGAAACUGAUGGUGCACAAAUAUUGAAAGUACGAAUGCGAGAAAGAGAGAUUCAAAUGAUGGAAGCUUUUAAGUUGAGUAGAAAAGAUUAUAUGGAUCCUGUUACAGCAAUGGAGACCUUAAAAAAGAAUGAAGAAUUAAUUAUUAUACCAAAAUCAACUCCAAUGCAACAAUCAAUGAUUAAUGUCACAUCUGUAUCUGCUACUCAACCUACUCCACAAGUUAACAGUGUAAAUGAUCUUUUUGGAAAACUUCUAUCUAAUAUACCAAUUGUGUUACCACAGCAAAAUCUAGUUUUUGGUAAAUCACAAUGUUCUAAUGAAAAUGGUGUAACUAAUCCAGUACAAGUUACCUUGUCUGAUACUUUGAACACAUCAUUCAUAGCAUCGAACCAUCCUGUUUCUUUAACUCAGAAUCAAUAUGUUACAUUUGCAACACAACAUAAUUCUCAACCACUAACGUUAAAUGAUAUACUGUUCACACAAUCACAUGUUAUGAGUACACCUAUUCAAUCCAAGCCAUUGCUAACACCUAUUCAAUCUAAGCCAUUGAUAACACCUAUACGCAUUGUGCCUAUCACUAAUUUACUAACGCAACCGUCGUUAUUGCACCAAACACAGGGUAUACCAAGAUAUUGUAUUGUGGCAGAUCCUCCUAUACCAGUACCAUUGACCUUAGCAAAUCCACAACCUAUGCAACAAUCAACAAUAUCAUUGGCUGUAACAAAUUCACAACCUACUCAACAAACCACGGUUCCAUUGACUAUAACAAAUUCAGUGCCUCUUCAACAGCCAAUGGUGUCAUUAACUGGAACAAAUCCACAACCUACUCAACAGCCAAUAGUACCAUUGACUAUAGCAAAAACAAUACCUGCUGAUCAAAGACCAAUAUGUGUGCCAAAAAAUGAUAUUCGAAAUGAUUCUAAGGAAAGCCACCCAAGGAGAAGGAAAACAUUUACAAGAAAGAAACGUAGAUUAAGGAAGAAAGAAUUCAAAUGUGAUUAUUGCUUUAAAUGUUUUAGUACAGAAUGGUACUUCAAAAUGCAUGUUGCCAAGCAUACAGGAGGAUCGCGAUAUCCUUGUAAAAUAUGUAAAGAAUCAUUUAAUAACAGUUACCAUUUAAAGACCCACAUGUUACUAAACCAUGAAGAGGAAAGUCCUCAGGAUCAUUCAGAUGUAUAUAAAAAGCCAAAACAAGAACAGUCUUUUCAGUGCAUAGAUUGUCCUAUAGAAUGUACAUCCAUGAAAGACUUAAAACAUCAUAGGCUAAUAAGUCAUGGUAGAGUAGCAUGUACAUUGUGCAAUGCUGAAGUACUGCAAGAUGAAUUAGCUAAGCAUUUUGCAACUGUACACAACCGAACUGACAAAAUUGCAAAUAGAAGUGAGGAAACAAUUGAAAAUGGUGAUAUUUCUAAUGAGACUCUCAAAGCAAUGAUAGUUUCAGACAUUAUAAAAAUUGGUACAAAUAAUAUUAACUCGCAAAAAGGACUGCAGUAUGAAAAUGAUGAAACAAUGAAUAGAGAUGUUUCUGAUAUCGAUGAGAUUACCAUUGAAAAUAUUAAAGUAGAAUUGGAUGAUGAAAUACAAGACAUUCCAAUAUAACUAUUUGUUAGAAACCUUGAGCAAGUGGCUGUUGGCAAAAUAUGCAUAAGUACUACAAUUGUUGAAGUGUUACUUUUUCUGUAGCAAGUUUUGUGUUGAUCUGUUCACACUGAUUAGAGGUGUUAAUAUUUUCCUAAAUUUUUCUUUUAGAAAUAUUUCAUUAAAAAGAUUGUUAUAUGAUAAUUUAAAUUAUAUAGCACAUCCCGCACAGAAAUAUAUCUUAUAAUAUAUUAAUUUUAACUUUGUUUAAAAAUAUUUUAUAAAGAGAAUUAUGAAUAUUAUAAAAUCGUCAUUCAGAUUUAAACGAAAAUAUUAUAUUUUUUAAUGAAGUAACACGCUCUAAAAAGUUUUGAACGUCAAACGAGAAAGUCGAAUUAAGAGUAAGUAAAAAUUUGUUAACUGUGAUAUGUGACCAUCUUUCCACUGUAACAGAUUAUUCAUUUUACAUGAACAUUUAAUAUUGAAAUUUAAUUAUUGCGACUGUGCAUGCGACGUAGAAAUAUAUUCAUACAUAUCCCAAAACGCACAGCCGAGUAAUUUCAGUGAAAAAUAAUGCAUGCAGUAUAAAGCCAGAAACUUUUUUCUUACUUCUCUAUAAAAGUAUUUUCUAUGGAAAGAGAGUUAAACGCCAUUUUUGUGCAUAAGUGCAUACGAGCUGUAUUGUGUUCCUUUUAUAUUUAGUUGAAUAGUUAUUUAGUUGAUAGUAUUCAUUCAUUCUUUGACUUGUUCAUUCAUUCAUUCAUGUGUAUAGAUUUAAGUUUAAAAAUGCUUUAAGUAUUUUCAAGAUCGCAUACUUUGUCAACACAGAAGAUGUGCAAAUGUGUUGAAAAGAACUUUAUUACAAUGUCACCUUAAUUAUCAAGAAGAAACCCUUUAGUAAAAAUAUUUAAAAAUGAACUUUCAGUUGUGUGUUUACAAAAAGUAUUGCUCUUUACUUUACAUUUUUGAAGAUGUAUUGCUACAUGUAGAACACCAUGAUAUAGAUUACUUACAAGCAGCAUCUACUUUUAGAAAUUUUUAAUUUUGUGCAAUAAUAUUAAACACACAAUACUUUCAUAUUGCAAAGAUAUAUGAAAACUGCUACUGGAUAUGCCAGAUUUUUAGGCUGUACUAUUGUUAUACAAUAUAAACAUUUGUCGUAUAUAUUGUUAUAGAGUGUGCUUUAAAUUUCUAAAUUAAUACCAAAAUUUUACUGAAAGUUGUCCAGAGAGAGUAAACACUUUAAAAGAAAAGAAUAAUUCUCUUAUUCUCGAGAUAUAUGUUCCUUGAUAAGAGAAAUAAGUAAAAUAUCACGUGCCUUCUAAAUUUUAAUGUUCCUUGUAUGAGAAUGACGUUUAUUCCGUUAGCCCUUUUACCGGUUAUCAAUCGACAAUAACAUUAUGCAAUUUUUAUUUAUGAAGCUAAAUAGACAUAUUACAGUAAUUACGUAUUACUAGUAAUUUCAUAGUCUAAAAAGUUGAAUAUCAUUAUUUAUAAAGGAACGGCAUGAAUGUUUCUCGAAUUAUGGAUAUCUAAAUGGAUUAUUUUUUCAAUGAAUGUAACCACAAAAAUGUUAAACAAAAUAUAAUGCAUCCCAAAUAUAAUUUGUGAAAAAGAUUGUUCAUCUAUGUAUUUAUAUAAAUGGUUUUUGUAAUAAACGAAUAUUUAAUA
This is a messenger RNA of Nomia melanderi (Alkali bee), 4867 nucleotides long. RefSeq lists its product as uncharacterized. The record is from RefSeq and is a predicted model, not a curated record. Lineage: Eukaryota; Metazoa; Arthropoda; Insecta; Hymenoptera; Halictidae.